Misgurnus anguillicaudatus (oriental weatherfish) is the source of this 3447-nucleotide messenger RNA. The record is from RefSeq and is a predicted model, not a curated record. NCBI's taxonomy places the organism in Eukaryota, Metazoa, Chordata, Actinopteri, Cypriniformes, Cobitidae.
AGAAAGAAAGAAAGAGCGCGUGUGAUGUGUUUGUGUAUCCUCAGUGUUUUUCUCUUGCGUGUUUCAUUGAGUGUAAACAGAGUCUUGUCUUUGUGUAUUUAAGUGUUGAGACGAUGCAGGACACUACAGUGUGUGACAGUAAACAGAGCUUACAGGAGGAUCAAACCUCCACAGAGUCUCUGGAUUCUGUCUGUAACGCUGGAGAACAGCAGCAGAUCCUGCAGACCAAACUGAAGAUGUGUUCAGUUAAACUCAUCGACUGCACGAACCUCAUGAUGAAGAUUAAAACGGAACCCACAGAAAUCAAAACUGAACCCACAGAAAUCAAAACUGAAUCCACAGAAAGGAAAACUGAACCCACAGAAAUCAAAACUGAACCCACAGAAGACGAAGAUCUCACUGAGGAAGAUGAUGAUUUUAUUCCAUCAGAUGUGAAGAGUGAUUCAUGUUUGGAUAUAGAAAUAACGUCCUCAACAUCAAAAGAGCGACUGACAGCACAAACUCUUUCCUGCAUCACCUGUGGAAAGACAUUCAGCUCACAGAGACAUUUAGAGAGACAUGAGAGAAAACACACAGAACAGAAACUCUUCACCAGAUCUGAGAUCAUCUUUACUAUCUUACAAGAGAAGAAACUUCAUUCAGAAGACCACAGAGAGAAGAAGAAGAAGAAGAAGAAGAAGAAGAAGCAGUUUCACUGUGAGCAGUGUGGGAAGAUUUUUGGCUCUUCCUCUGAUCUAAAUGUUCACAUGAGGAUACACAGCGGUGAAAAACCUUUCAACUGCACUGAAUGUGGAAAAUACUUCAGAACCAAACAAAAUCUUAAAGUUCAUCAGACAAUUCACACAGGAGAAAAACCGUACGAGUGUCCUCGCUGUGAGAAGAGAUUUAGCCUUAAACCUGUUCUGAAGAGACAUGUGUUUUUACACAUUGAGAGACCGUAUCAGUGCAGUGAAUGUGACAAAACCUUUAGGGAUUCAGGUUCAUUAAAAAAACACCAGAAUAUUCACUUUAAAGAGAAACUCUAUCAGUGUUCACACUGUGAUAAAUGUUACAGUCAUAAAUAUCAGCUGAUAAUCCAUGAGAGAGUUCAUACUGGAGAGAAACCUUAUCACUGUAGUCUCUGUGGGAAGAGUUUUAGUGUAAAGGCUUCAUUACUUAAUCACAAAAGAAUUCAUACAGGUGAAAAACCGUUUAAAUGCUCUCAGUGUGACAAGACGUUUACUUGUUCAAGUAACUUAAAAGCCCAUCAAAGAGUUCAUACUGGAGAGAAACCUUAUCACUGUAGUGUCUGUGGGGACAGUUUUAGUGUAAAGGCUACCUUACUAAAUCACAAGAGACUUCAUACAGGUGAAAAACCAUUCAAAUGCUCUCAGUGUGACAAGACGUUUACUUGUUCAAGUAACUUAAAAGCCCAUCAAAGAGUUCAUACUGGAGAGAAACCUUAUCACUGUAGUCUCUGUGGGAAGAGUUUUAGUCAACAGUCACACUUACAAAAUCACAAGAGACUCCAUACAGGUGAAAAACCAUUCAAAUGCUUUCAGUGUGACGAGACUUUUUCUCAUUCAGGUUUCUUAAAAUGCCAUCAGAGAGUUCACACUGGAGAGAAACCUUAACACUAAUGUUUGUGGGAAGAGUUCAUCAAAAGUCAAACUUUGUAAAGCAUCCGUGACCUUAAAGUUAUGACAUCAAAAACUUUUAAAGGUUUUAAAUAUCGUUAAAAAACAAGGAAUUAAAUAAUAAACUAACAAUUAAAAAAAUAACAGUAAAAUAAGAACAAAUAAUUAAAUUAUGAGUAAUAUCACAAAUAAAUUAGGGAUGGGCGAUAUGGCCUAAAAUCCAUAUUGCGUUAUACAUUGCGGCCUCUUGCGAUAGCGAUAUGUAUUGCGAUAUAAUAAUUUCAAUAGACUCGUUUCAGAACAGGUUAUAUAGACCCUUACAAAAGCCAAACUGCUAAAAAAGUAACUAAAAGUAAACCGUUAUGGUCAGAUUAGUCUUGUUACCUCUCUUAGCUGGAACUUUGGCCUGACACACUCUACAGCAGGGGUGUCCAGACUUUUUUGUGUGGUGAUCUACUUUUAAAAUGAUAAAGCCGACAAGAUCUAUCUGCUAAAAAACACAGUUAUUUAUUUUUAUAACACUAAACACUUUAAAUGCUUGUGAGGACUAUACUGUAUAUAUAUACUGCAUGUUUCACAAUUACUAGACCAUAAUGCCAAUUUCGCGCGUGGAGCAGCAAUUAACUUAUGUAACUUAUGGCUUAAAUAAAAAAAAUAGAUGUUGCAACGGUCUUUUGCAUCGGUCUGUUUCGCUGACGCUUUCAUCCAUGUUUAUUCGGCUGCAGCUCGUGGCUCUAAAGUUCGCGGGUAGAUUGUGCCAUCAACACGCAUUAUCGCGAUAGACUUAAAAUCUCUAUUGUAUGCCAAUUUUCUAUCGUUUAUAUUGCAUAUCGUUUAUAUUGCCCAUCCCUAAGAUAAAUACAACAGAACAAACAUACAAAUUAAAUGCAACAGUGCUGCUCAUGUUUUUAGAUUGAUUUAAUAGUAGAACUGUAUUAUGGAGGACGAAAAAUGACUUAAAGCUCUUAUAUUUCAAACUUUCUAGAGUUUUAUUUUAGGUUAUGAUGUUCUUAAAGGGAUAGUUCACACAAAAAUGAAAAUUCUGUUAGCAUUUACUCUAAUGUUGUUACAAACCUCUAUAAAUGUCUUUGUUCUGAUGAACAUGAAGGAAGAUAUUUUGAGGAAAGUUCGAAAUCAAGCCACUUGUGAGUCCCAUUUACUUCCAUAGUAUUAUUUUUCCUGCUAUGAAAGUGUUGUUUUUAAAACACUGUUUAAAACACUGUGUUGACACUUGUUUUAUGAGUGUAAUACACCAUUGAAAUGUUGUUGAUCUCAGUUUAAUUUUAAUUCGAGUUGUGUUGCACCACUUAAAUUUAAACACACAUAUACAUGUUCAUCAUGUUUAAGAGCAAAACCGAGUAACUCUGUCCACUAAUGUAAGUGGGUUUCUGCAAGUUCCUGUCUCAUCUUGACAUAUGAAAGAAAUUAUCCAGGUAACUGUGGCCCUGGUACCUUUUAUUUCAUUAUUGAUGGCCAUUUGUUUAUGUUUGGGCCAAUGGUCUGAGUCAAAGGUGAAUGGUAAGCCUAAGGUGUGAACACAUUUCUAUGAUAAUGAAAUGGUCCGAGUGAGACAGUGGGUGAGAUGUUAAUGUUAAUGGGAUUAAGUGUUGGUGAAACUGAAGGAUUGGGAGUGGCAGGGUUACUUCCUUUCAAUGUCUCAAUGUUCAAUGCUUUCAAAGUUGAGUGCUUGGUUUUCCAUUAAGGGGGCUGCCCGCUAAAAUGUGUAUAAAUGCAAUGUAGGGCUGUAAUUAAACUUGGUGACUGCAGCGCCUGGACUCUAAGUUCUGAUUUAAAGAUCGUUUUCUGCAAUAAAGACUACAGCUCGAGAAAA